GGAGAGGCUGCCGUGGAGGGUCUCGGCUGCCGCCGCCUCCGCCGCCGCCGCCAUGGAGAGGGCUCCCCGCGGGAAGAACCAGCCGCCCCGCAGGCAGGCCGCGGAGGCGCUCGGCUCGGAGGGAAGCAGCAGCAACGGCGGCGGCGGCAGCAGCAGCAAGAAAGCCAAGUUCCCCUUGCACCUCAAGAUUUUGACAGAUGAUGUGUUUGAUAAAUUUUCCAGCAUACGGAUUCCAGGCAGCAAAAAGGACAGGCCAGCUCUCCCGCAUCUGAAACAAUCCCAUUGCUCAUCGAGUGAAUGCACCACCCCUGCAGAGAUGGAUGACUUCAGGCCUACGCAUUUGUCAGAUCGAGAGAUCCUGGCACUGUUUGAAAAAAUGAUGGAAGAUAUGAAUUUAAACGAGGAUCGAAAAGCUCCGCUAAGAGAAAAAGACUUCUGUAUCAAAAAGGAAAUGGUGCUGCAGUAUACUAGUGCUGCUUCGAGACAGGGAAGCCUCAAGAAUAGAAAGCAGAUUUUGCCUCAGGAAUUCAUUUAUGAAUUAAAGUCUGGAACAGUGGAUGAAAAACUUGUCAGCUGCCUAGAAUCUCUUCGGGUAUCACUAACUAGUAACCCUGUCAGUUGGGUUGAGAACUUUGGACGUGAAGGACUCGGCUUAUUAUUGGACCUCUUGGAAAGACUGGUUGAAACCAAACAACAGGACAAGUUUCUAAAGAAGAUACAGCACAAGAUAAUUCAGUGCUUAAAAGCUUUUAUGAAUAACAAGUACGGUUUGGAGAGAAUAAUGAGCGAAGAAAGAAGUUUUUCUUUACUGGCCAAAACCAUUGAUCCCAAACACAUCAACAUGAUGACUGAUGCAGUUAAACUUCUGUCUGCGAUAUGCAUCAUUGGAGAGGAAAACAUCCUGGAAAAAAUAUUGAAAGCCUUGACCACAGAAGCCGAAGAGAGAGGUAUUGACCGAUUUGGCCCCAUUCUGAUGGGUCUAGAGGAAAAUUCAGUCCACCUGCAAAUAGCCUGUAUGCAGUUCAUCAAUGCCUUGGUUACAACUCCUGAUGAUUUGGACUUCAGACUCCACAUUCGGAAUGAAUUUAUGCGUUGUGGAUUAAAAGAGCGACUGCCGCUGCUGAGAUGCAUAAAGAAUGAAGCUUUGGAUAUCCAGCUGAAAGUAUUCAGUGAACACAAAGAGGAAGAUAUGAUUGAAUUUUAUCACCGUUUAGAUGACAUCAGAUCAGAAUUCGAUGAUGCAAAUGAUGUUUUUAAUUUAGUGUGGAAUACCGUUAAGGAUACAAGCGCAGAAAACUACUUCCUUUCUAUACUGCAACACCUCUUGCUGAUACGAAACGAUAAUUUUAUACGGCCUUUGUAUUUCAAGUUAAUCGAAGAGUGCGUUUCACAGGUAGUCUUACAUCGAAGUGGUCUGGACCCAGAUUUUAGUUAUCGAAAAAGGCUGGAUAUAAAUUUCAGUCACAUACUGGAUAUCUGUAUUGAACAGAAGAAAAUGGAAGAACUUGAAGGAAAAGCUUCAGAAUUCUUGAAAAAGUUUGAAAAAGAGUUUGUAGCUCACCAAGAGACAAAGGCACGGCUUCAGAAGACGGAAGAAAAGAUCAGCCUCCUUGAAGGCGCAAGAAAACCUUGUCAAAAUGAGAAUGGCUCAACCGACGCUUCUCCGCUGACAUCUCUUGAAGGCCCCACAGAUGUAGUCCCAUCACCAGGAUCUUCCACUGGAACGAUUCCACCACCACCUCCUCCGCCCCCACUCCCACCUGCCUUUGCUAGUGGGUCGCAAAACCAUCUUCCUGUUGGUAUCCCGCCACCCCCACCUCCGCUACAUGGUUUACCUGGGGGUCAACGCUCCCCUGCCUCUCAAUCGCUGCCUUUCGGAUUGAAACCUAAAAAAGAAUUUAAGCCUGAAGUGACCAUGAAAAGAGUCAACUGGUCCAAGAUUAGACCCCAGGAAAUGACUGAAAACUGUUUCUGGGUAAUGGCCAACGAUGGGAAAUAUGAAAGUACCGAUUUGCUGUGCAAGCUGGAACUUACCUUUUGUUGCCAGAAAAAUGUGAAAAGAGACGAAGGCUUUGACGAGAGGAAACCUGUUAAAAAACGAAUCAAAGAAUUGAAAAUCCUGGAUCCAAAGAUUGCGCAAAACCUUUCUAUUUUCUUAGGGUCUUUUCGAGUACCUUAUGAAGAAAUAAAAAUAAUGAUUCUGGAAAUAGACGAAGCCCAGCUGUCAGAAUCCAUGAUCCAGAAUUUAAUAAAGCAUCUUCCCGACCAAAAACAACUCAGUGAAUUAUCCAAGUUGAAGAAUGAAUAUAAGAAUUUGUCCGAACCGGAGCAGUUUGCUAUUGUGAUGAGCAGCGUAACGAGACUCAGACCCCGGUUGGGCGCCAUUCUUUUCAAGCUUCAGUUUGAGGAGCAAGUGAAUAACCUCAAGCCCGAAAUCAUGGCUGUCAGCACCGCCUGUGAAGAGAUAAAGAAGAGCCGAAACUUCAGUCAGCUUCUGGAACUUGUCCUGUUAAUGGGAAACUACAUGAACGCUGGAUCGCGAAAUGCGCAGACCUUUGGAUACAACCUCUGCUCCUUAUGUAAAUUAAAGGAUACCAAAUCAGCUGAUCAGACGAUAACGCUGCUUCACUUCCUGGCUGAAGUCUGUGAAGAAAAAUACCCGAAUGUUUUGCGCUUUCUUGAAGACUUGCAGCACUUAGACAAAGCAAGCAGAGUUUCAGCAGAGAGCUUGGAAAAGAGCCUGAAACAGAUGGAAGGGCAGAUCAAACAACUCGGGAAGGAUUUGGAGACCUUUCCUCAAUCCACAGACCCUCAUGACAAAUUUGUGACAAAGAUGUCCAGCUUUCUCGUCCAAGCAAAAGAGCAGUUCAAGCAACUUUCUACCAUACACAAAAGCAUGGAAAAUCUGUACCGGGAUGUCAUGGAAUAUUAUGCCAUUGAUUUAAAGAAAAUCUCGGUAGAAGAAUUCCUCACCGACUUGAGCAACUUCAAAACGAUGUUCACGCAAGCAGCAAAGGAUAAUAUGAGAAGGAAAGAAAUGGAAGAAAAGCAGAGGCGUGCUAGAAUAGCUCAAGAGAAAGCAGAAAAAGAAAAACUAGAAAAACAACAGAAGAAAAAGCACCUGCUGGACAUUAAAACAGAGAAGGACGAGACAGGAGUGAUGGAUAGUUUGCUGGAGGCGCUGCAGUCAGGGGCGGCUUUCCGCGAUCGAAGAAAACGAGCACCCAGGUUUAAAGAUGAACCCCAGAACUUCAGCUCUACUUCUGCAGCACCUGUUUUGAAACCUUGUAACCACGAAAACCAGAAAGCACCAACAGGAGAGAAGUUGCAUCCCCACCACAAUAUGAACGGAACUUCGGUAAGGAACCUCGCAAACAAGGACAUUCAUCGUGAAAACGAAGCUAAAUCAUCGGUCGAAAAGAGAAACUCUGUUGGAAAAAAGAAAGUCCCUUGUGGAGGAUCCAACAGAAAGGAAGAAGUAGAACUUGGCGGUUCUAAAGGAGAAGUGAUUCCUGAAGUGGAAGCUUUGCUCGCGCGAUUACGAGCACUCUGAACGUUUUAACCAGUUGCAUAAAAUUUUGGACUCAUUUAGACGUUCAGGAAAAUACUUGGUUACAUUAUUCAUAAGAUUGCAGCAGUUCAGAACGAUGCUUCACAUCAUAAAUACCUGCAAGUAGCUAUUAGCAUAUUGCUAACAUUUCAGGGAGAAAUAUUCCUUAUUUAAAACUCCCAGUCUCCACUGCUUUUCUGACAUGACACACCACUUGGUAAAAUAUAUAUUUAAAAAUCUUUUUAAUUGCUAUCACAAAUAAUGUUUUACAUAUUUUAAAGUGUAUAUAUAUAUAUAUAUAUAUAUAUAUAUAUAUAUAUAUAUAUAUAUACAUUUUGCAUGCUGCUGCAUAUUUGUCAUUGCAUUUUGAAGUGCACAUUCAUAAAUACUUUGGGUCCGAAUUAAAAUUGUAUUACUAUAAUAUAUGGGCUUAAUAUUUUGCAACUGGUUGGGAGGCAAUUAAAACAAUGAAAACGGACUUUUUUCUAUUGCUCACCUUUAACAACUGACAUGCCUUUUCACAUAAACUAUGGGUUGAAUGUUAAAAAAAUGCAAAUCAAGCUAUAUAUGUUUACAGUUUUGUUACUAGCUCUCUGGAAUGUGCAAUACAAUAUAUAUCUUAUUAUAAAGUUUUAUAAAUGUUUUGGAGUGUUUGGUGGGUGGCUGCAUGGACUAUAGAUUAUAUGCAUAUAUAAAAUGUAUUGUUAUUUCCAUAAUAAAUCUGACAUUUAUAUUUAACCUAUAGCUGCUAUUCAAAUUGAAGCUCACAGCACAAAUCUAAGAACCAAAGCAAUUUUGUUGGUUAUUUUCACAUAGCCAAACCUUAAAUUUUACCAUUUUUGGAUUCAGGAAAACACAUAUACUUUUUGCUCUGUGAAAAGUUUUGUUGGAUUUAUCCACAAACUUUUACAUUAUGAAUUAUUAUUAUCAUUAUUAUUAUUAUUAUUAUUAUUAUUGGAAUAAUUUGUGGUGAUUAGAAUGCAGUAUUCCAGGCUGACCCUGCCCCAUCCUGACCAGAGGUGGUAUUCAGCAAGUUUUGACCAGUUCUGGAGAACUGGUAGCGGAAAUUUUGAGUAGUUCAAAAUUACCGGAGAACCGGUAAAUACCACCUCUGACUGGCCCCGCCCCCAUCUAUUCUCUGCCUCCCGAGUCCCGAGCUGAUCAGGAGGAAAUGGGGAUUUUGCAGUAACCUUCCCCUGGAAUGGAGAGGGUAUGGAGAUUUUACAGUAUCCUUCCCCUGCCACACCCACAGAACCGGUAGUAAAAAAAAAAAUUAAUCCCACCACUGAUCCUGACUAACUCAAGGUUGACUCAGCCUUCCAUCCUUUCAAGAUCGGUAAAAUGAGGAUUGAGAUUGUUGGGGUCAAUAGGCUGACUCUAUAAACUGCUUAGAGAGGACUGUGAAGCGGUAUAUAAGUCUAAGCACUAAUGCUUAUACUUUAAUUCAUUUGUUCAUUGCUCAACUAUCUAUAAAUAUGGCUAAUCAUAUUGUAAAAGUGUGCACUGUGCUGCAAGUUAUUUGGUGACACUACUGUUUGGCGAAGGAAAGAGUAAUCUUCAAAAUAUUGUACUGAAGGCACUAUUAAAGCUUUAUACUUUGCCCUAUUUGUUUCUAAACAAAUAAAAUAAUGCUGAACACA
Molecule: messenger RNA, 5190 nt
Organism: Pantherophis guttatus
Lineage: Eukaryota; Metazoa; Chordata; Lepidosauria; Squamata; Colubridae
Source: RefSeq, a predicted model, not a curated record